AUGGUUUCCUCAGCUAUCAACCCUACUACCAAGGACUCUUCCCUCGCCUCCGCCGCCUCCACCUCCCCAUACUUCACUUCCCUCUUCCGUCGCCGCCAACAAAAGAAGAUGAGCAUUACUCAAACAUACUACCUCGCCCAUACCGCUCGCAAGAAGCUUACCCGGGAAGCUUCGCGAGCGGAUCAUGAUCUACGAUUGCUCGUUGGCCACGCCAAUCUUCUCGAUUCUCUAAUGCUUGAUCUUGCCGAUGCCGAGCGGGAACAAGAACGCUGGUUCAACCAAACUGUUAGCGGUGCCACAAAAGCUCAAGAAGAGCCUCGACACAUUCAAUGGGCCUCGACCGUGGUCGAAGAGCCUGAGGACUGGGACCCGGAAGAUGCCUCCGAUCUGGACUCGGAUGUUAGCGAUAGUGAUGAGGAGGACGAUUCUGAUUUCGAGGAUUCCGGCUUUGCCAUCAAUGCUCCUAUCCGCCGUGCCCCAUCGCCAGUGGCGCCGGCCCCAGAGCCCAUCCUUAUGGAGGAUGAGGACGACGACACAGACAGCGAUUUUGAAUACGAUGAUGUGGAGGACCUUGAUGAUCUGAGCUUGACUCGAUCGCCUUCACGACAAUCUCCACCUGAGCUCCUCGCUGACUCGGAUGAUGAGUCCGAGGACGAUGCUCUUCCUCCUUCGCCGCCUCAACCGGCGCUUGAGGCCUUCGACGAGAAGGAAACCUCAUCAACUGCCAUCCCGUUGGGUGACUCUUCACCCCAUCUGUUCGAGCCUGGGUAUUACGUUUCACAGGAGCAGACCAUCAUCGAGGCGUACUAA
Molecule: messenger RNA, 810 nt
Organism: Penicillium angulare
Lineage: Eukaryota; Fungi; Ascomycota; Eurotiomycetes; Eurotiales; Aspergillaceae
Exons: 1
Coding region: 1-810 (269 amino acids)
Source: RefSeq, a predicted model, not a curated record